This is a messenger RNA of Melitaea cinxia (Glanville fritillary), 653 nucleotides long. RefSeq lists its product as uncharacterized. The coding region runs from base 89 to 418 and encodes 109 amino acids. The transcript is spliced from 2 exons. Lineage: Eukaryota; Metazoa; Arthropoda; Insecta; Lepidoptera; Nymphalidae. The record is from RefSeq and is a predicted model, not a curated record.
AUAUUGGAGGAUUAUCGUCGAGAAUUCGUAAGUUCAUAUAAGUAAUAGGACUACUUAUUUUUACUUUAAAGUUUUAUUCGAAAAAUGAAUGUUUUCUCAGGUUAGAAUUGUUAAUCAAGUUGGAGGAGCAAACGCUAAAGAGUACACGGAAAGAGUAUUCAAUAAAAUAUUCGCACCAUCAUUUGCGGCAGAUAAUACUUGGGAAGGCAAGAAAACUAAGUAUAAAAUUAAUGACUUGAAAUUAAUUAAAAUUUGCGAAGAGGUGAUACUGAAAAAAUAUCCUUCGUGGGACAGUGGCGAAUUUUCUAAAGUCGGAAUCAAUUGGUUCCGAUUAGGCAAACAAAGAGCAGGUCAACAACCGGGGCAGAAACAAAAGCAAAAUAAGCAUUUAAAGGACGAGGAUGCAAGAAAAGAUUGAGGAUAUAUUCUUAUAUGUAUAUAACAUAUUUUUAUAUUAAAUAUAAUUUAUUAUACUUGGUUCAUGAAUUCGUUCUAAUCCCAAUUAGUUGCAUGAUGUAGCUACAGAAACAAAAUUAUAUUUCUUAAGUGAAGGUCUUGUCUUUAUUUCGAGUGAAAGUUUUGUACUAUCUGUAACACAUAUUUACCUCAUAUUUAUUUCCUAAAUGCAUAUACAUAUGCUAUUCCUAUAAAAA